Messenger RNA from Lonchura striata (white-rumped munia), 1629 nucleotides. It is a transcript of the gene TMED3, whose product is annotated as transmembrane p24 trafficking protein 3. NCBI's taxonomy places the organism in Eukaryota, Metazoa, Chordata, Aves, Passeriformes, Estrildidae. The record is from RefSeq and is a predicted model, not a curated record.
GAUACCGGGCUCGGUGCGGGUCCCGGCGCGGAUCGUGGUGCCGGGCUCGGUGCGGGUCGCGAUACCGGGCUCGGUGCCGGGCUCGGUGCGGAUCCCGGGCCCGGCUCGGUGCGGGUCUCGGGGCCGGGUGCGGUGCGGGUCGCGAUGCCGGGCGCGGUGCGGACCCUGUGCCUGGCCGCGCUGCUGGGCGCGCUGGGAGCCGGCGGCACGGAGCUGACGCUGGAGCUGCCCGACAGCGCCCAGCGCUGCUUCCACCAGGAGCUGGAGAGCGGCGUCAAGUUCACCCUGGACUAUCAGGUGAUCAGCGGAGGGCACUACGAUGUGGACUGCUACGUGGAGGACCCCAAUGGCAAGACCAUCUACCAGGAGACCAAGAAGCAGUACGACAGCUUCUCGCACCACACCGAGGUCAAGGGUGUCUACACCUUCUGCUUCAGCAACGAGUUCUCCACCUUCUCCCACAAAAUUGUCUACUUCGACUUCCAGGUGGGCGACGAGCCGCCCAUCCUGCCCGACAUGAACAACCGCGUCACUGCCCUGACACAGCUGGAAUCGGCCUGUGUCACCAUCCACGAGAUGCUGAAGGCGGUGAUCGACUCCCAGACCCACUACCGGCUGCGGGAGGCGCAGGACCGGAGCCGAGCUGAGGAGCUCAACGGGCGCGUCUCGUACUGGUCAGUGGGGGAAACCCUCAUCCUCUUCAUGGUCAGCAUCGGGCAGGUGAUGCUGCUCAAGAGCUUCUUCACCGAGAAGAGACCCGGCAGCGGCGGAGCCGGCACCUAGAGCUGCUGUGUCUGUGCCUGAUGCAGCAGGCAGGGCUGUGCUGUGCCUCUCACCUGUGCCGAGGGCGGGCGGGGGGUGGGAGCAGGGGUGACACUGCUGAGCUGGGUGACACAGCCACCCAGGCACAGGCGUCCCCCAGCAUCACCUCCCACCCUCCAUCGCCCGGCCUGCCCUGCCCCUCGCCUGGCCACGCUGUCCCCGUUCUCUGGCCGCACUGGACGCAGGUGGGACCAGCCCUGGGGCAAACAGUGACUGUGAUGUGAGCGCCAUGGUCCCCGCCCCUGCCCCUGGAGCCCUGCGCAGCCACCGAGGGCAGGGGCAGCGCUGGCCCACCUGGCACCCCCAGUGCCCUCAGCCCAAGGAGAGCUGCCCGUGGGCUGGGGGUCUCUGUGCACCCCAGCUGUCCUGCGGCGGGCAGGGUGCUCCCAGCAGCAGGGCAGCAGCAGCAGCAGCAUCCAGCAAGGGAAGGCUUUUUGCUGCGUGCUCCUCUGCCUCUACCAGUUCCUCCCCUCGCAGCAGUUCUCAGGCUGGCAGCAGGUGGUGUGCCCAUACCAGGUGGUGUUUUAUACUCACAGUCCGUGCCUGAGACUCAGCCCCCUCACACGUUCCCCCCACCCCGUGGACACGUGCCAAGGAAGCCCCAUCCCUGCCCCAGAAGCAGAGGACCUGCACACACCUGGGACUGCAGCCCCUCAUCCCCUGGAGCCCCCACAAGACCCCUGGAGCAAACGGUGUGCUGGCCUUCCAGCCCUCAAGCAGGUGUGAGAUCAUUUUUCAGUGCUGAAGCAACUCUACAUGACUUUUCCUUUGCCACUCUCAAAUAAAUUCCUGCAAGCAUGGCUGGCA